Molecule: messenger RNA, 291 nt
Organism: Schistosoma curassoni
Lineage: Eukaryota; Metazoa; Platyhelminthes; Trematoda; Strigeidida; Schistosomatidae
Source: the annotation of a GenBank genome assembly
AUGUCGAAAUCAUCCUUGCCAUUAGAUACCUUCUUCAAGAACUUCCGCUUUCUGAAAAAGACUGUGGUAGUUAACAAUAAUGACUAUACCGGCGCUUUCAAAUCGAUUAAUAAGAUAAUAAAUUUUGAUAAGGUAAGAAGUACGGUCAAUUUCCAACAACGUUAUGAAAAACCAACUGAUUGGAGACGAAGAUACAUGUAUGAACGGUGUAAACGUGUGUAUGACUCUGAGAUGUCAAGAAAAAUCUCACUUGUUAUACGCACACAUAGGGUUGAUCCAUGGCAUCGUUAG